AACAUCAGCACUUGGAACAUUCCUAGAAAACGCAACCGUUUCAAUUCAUAAUUUCUGAUACCCUGAACCCGUUCAACCCCACUAUAAUAUUAUCUUCUUCAUCCUUUGACGGAAGAUUUCAAUGCAAAUAUGUGGUUACGUCGAAUACAUAGGUACACACUAGAAAAAUAAAAAACCCCAACAAAUCAAAGCAGCCGGCUUCAACUUCCAGAAACAAGAAAAAGAACGUUUAGACUUGUUUGUUCUCUCAUUAUCUACCAUCCCCCAUAAAGCUUUCCUUCGUUUCCAUUUUUUUCAACGUCCAGAAAGAGCGAAAGCAAGGAAAAAGAGAUGAAGCAUCAAGUUUUUGUGAUUACCAUUUUGGUUUCGCUCUCAUCAUUCGCUUCAGUUUCAGCUAGAUUCUUUCCAAAUAUAACAGCUAUUCCGCCAUGGCCACUUCCUAACGCCACCUCACUCGCCCCUUGGGAUGCCUUCAAGAAAUUCGCCGGUUGCCAGUCGGGCGAAAAGAGAGACGGCUUGUCCAAGCUCAAACAGUACUUUAACAACUUCGGUUAUAUCCCCAACUCUCCGACAAAUUUUAGCGACGAUUUCAAUGACGAGCUGGAAAAAGCCUUGAAAAUAUACCAACAGAAUUUCAACCUUAACGUUACCGGUCAACUGGAUGAUCAGACUCUUCAACAGAUCGUACGACCGAGGUGCGGUAACGCCGAUAUAGUCAAUGGGACGAGUUCCAUGAACUCCGGCAAAUCGUCGUCGUUUCACACCACUGGACACUUCCGUACGACGGCUCAUUAUGCUUUCUUCCCGGGAAGACCAUUUUGGCCUGCCAAUAGGCGGGACUUGACAUACGGGUUCUUACCCGCAAACGAAUUAUCAGACGAGGUAAAGGCCGUGUUCACACGCGCCUUCGAGAAAUGGUCUGCCGUUACGCCGUUGACCUUCACGCAAACGGAUUCAUUCUUCUCCGCCGACAUUAAAAUUGCUUUUUACAGCGGAGAUCACGGAGAUGGGGAGCCCUUCGACGGGGUUCUAGGAACUUUGGCUCACGCGUUUUCUCCGACAAACGGAAGGUUCCAUUUGGACGCGGCGGAAAACUGGGUAGUGUCGGGCGAUGUCACGACGUCUUCGCUGUCGUCGGCGGUGGAUCUGGAGUCCGUGGCUGUUCACGAGAUCGGGCAUUUGUUGGGGCUGGGACAUUCGUCGGUUGAAGAUGCGAUUAUGUUCCCAACGAUCUCUUCAAGAACAAGGAAAGUGGAGCUGGCGAAUGAUGAUAUAGAUGGGAUUCAGUCGUUGUACGGUAGUAAUCCUAACUUUAAUGGUUCGGCGACUACUUCGACUACUCAGGAGAGGGAAACUAGCGAUGGUGAAGCCCGUUACUUGGGUUCACGGUGGGGCCUUGGCGUUUUCUUGACCGUCGGAUUUAGCUUCUUAUUUUUGUAGAUUAUUAUGUAAUUAUUUUAUUUGAGUAUAUUAAUUCUUUGUUUUUAUUGGGUGAUAUUUAUGCUGUGCUGCCCCAUGCCAUGAGGUUAUUUGUUAGCCAUAUUGUUAGGGGUGUAUAUGUAUUGAUUUUUUAGUAUACUUACAACUUGAUUACACAGAUACUUUUAA
Molecule: messenger RNA, 1608 nt
Organism: Theobroma cacao (cacao)
Lineage: Eukaryota; Viridiplantae; Streptophyta; Magnoliopsida; Malvales; Malvaceae
Gene: MMP
Product: matrix metalloproteinase
Biological process (GO): collagen catabolic process; proteolysis; extracellular matrix organization
Cellular component (GO): extracellular matrix
Molecular function (GO): zinc ion binding; metalloendopeptidase activity
Source: RefSeq, a predicted model, not a curated record